Messenger RNA from Alosa alosa (allis shad), 2793 nucleotides. It is a transcript of the gene mcoln2, whose product is annotated as mucolipin TRP cation channel 2. Bases 653 to 2326 code for a protein of 557 amino acids. The transcript has 14 exons. Gene Ontology annotation, molecular function: NAADP-sensitive calcium-release channel activity. The record is from RefSeq and is a predicted model, not a curated record. Lineage: Eukaryota; Metazoa; Chordata; Actinopteri; Clupeiformes; Clupeidae. Gene Ontology annotation, cellular component: membrane.
CCUUAAUAAAGAGUGGACAUGUUGAGGAUAUUAGAGUGCCAGUUCAAGAGUGAGAAUUGUGUGAGAGACAAGACUAUCUCAGAGACUGUGUGAGUUAGAUCACCUGCCAAUAUUAUUGUCUUUAAAUGGCCUUUGUUGUUGUGUAGCCUACAUGUUUGGGAAUUUGGGAAGAUGUCUUGCUACUAAUCUACUAAAAUAAUCUAUGAAUGAAAUCAAUUAAAAUGUGUAAACAAUAAAUAGCUAGGCUACCUUUUUUCAUAUUUUGAUUUGUUAAAUGCUGUUAGGCCUAGGCCUACAUGUAAAAAAAUAAAACAUUACACAUUUGAUGCAGUUCUUUCUGUGGGGAACAUUCAUAAAAUUCAUAUCUUGCGCAGAUGAUUAUGCUGGCUUAAUAUUUUAAACUAGCGCUGAGUUGCCUCUGUAAGGCUUUGAGGUUGGGCCAUGGGGAUGAGCACACCUACAGUACAGUAUGAACUUGGGUUGAUUGGUCAGACGGUGCCAUCGCAGUUUGACCGCGGAGUCGGACCAAACACUACAUGCUUUCAUUUCAGUUGUGUAACAGUUGUUAUCCAUCCGUGAUGUAAAAUGACUGAAAUUGAUGAAGAUUAUUGAUUAAUUUAAAACAAAUUGGCCAUUGUCAAAUAGUUUCGAAAUGGAGUUGUUUGCUACAUAUACUGAACCCGGGGAGUCGGUACGGAACACACUGACCUCAGAUCUCAGGACAGAAGAAAUCCUAAGAGAUGACCUAAAGUACUACUUCAUGAGCCCAUGUGAAAAAUACAGAGCCCGACGUCAAAAACCAUGGAAACUAGGUGUGCAAAUCUUGAAAAUCAUCAUGAUCACCACUCAGCUUGUCCUGUUUGGUUUGAACAACCAACUUGUAGUUUCAUAUAAAGAAGAGAAUCUGAAGGCUUUCAAGAGCCUGUUUCUAAAAGGCUACAGUGGAACAGAUGAAGAUGACUACUGUGUGUCAGUGUACUCUCAGGAGAGUGUCUAUGACAGCCUAUUUUAUACAAUGGAUCAGUUUGCCAGGUUACGUGAGCUGACGGUGGGCCCAGUGAGUUACGCAGAGCAGGAGAACGGAACCCUGGUGCCACUGACCAUCUGUAAGGAAUACUACAAGAAGGGCUACGUGCAGCCCUCGGAUGAGUACUAUGACAUCGAUUCCCAAACAGAAACAGUUUGCUUGAGUCUUGAUCCCCAACACAUGGACUCAUGGAAGAAAGACAAUGCAUCUUUUUUCAAUCUAGAUUUUUACAGGCUUAUUGACAUGGAGAUCUCCUUUCAACUAAAAGGAAUUAAUCUACAAACAGUUCGUUCUCGAGAGCUACCUGACUGCUACACUUUCAGUGGCACUAUAACCUUUGACAACAAGUGUCACAGUGGAAAGGUAAAAAUAUACCUGGAUAUUGAUGCUCAGAGCAAUGCAUGCAAAAACUGGAGGAUCUCAGGAACUGCUCAGAAGAACACCCACUACCUUCUGGUGUUUGAUGGCUUUGUUAUCGCUGUGUGUCUCAUGUCGGCUGUGCUCUGCACACGCUCCAUUGUCCUCGCAGUCAAGCUACUUCAGAGGUUCUCAAAUUUCAUUCUUGAGAAUUAUAACCGCUCUGUAUGUGACGAUGACAAGAAGGAGUUCUUGAAUGGCUGGUAUGUCUUGGUGAUCAUCAGUGACAUUCUGGCAAUAGUGGGCUCAAUACUGAAGAUGGAAAUUCAGUCAAAGAGUCUUACCAGCUAUGACGUGUGCAGCAUCUUCCUGGGGACGUCAACACUGAUGGUUUGGGUCGGCGUAAUCAGAUACUUGGGGUAUUUCCAGAAAUACAAUGUUCUCAUCCUCACCAUGAGAAUGGCCUUUCCCAAGGUGCUGCGCUUCUGCUGCUGUGCAGGGAUGAUCUACCUGGGCUACACGUUCUGCGGCUGGAUCGUGUUGGGGCCUUAUCACGAGAAGUUUGAGGGCCUGAGCCGGGUGGCAGAGUGUCUCUUCUCGCUGGUCAACGGAGACGACAUGUUCACCACCUUCGCCCAGUUUGAGGAGAAGUCGAUGCUGGUGUGGGUGUUCAGCCGCGUCUACCUCUACUCCUUCAUCUCCCUCUUCAUCUACAUGGUGCUCAGCCUCUUCAUCGCCCUCAUCACUGACGCCUACGAGACCAUCAAGAACUACCAGAAAAACGGUUUCCCCAUGACCGACCUGCAGAAGUUCCUCAGAGAGCAGAAGGAUUUCCCCCAUGCUGAGGAGGAGCAGCACGUCGUGAGCCAAACAGCCAGCCUCUCCAGCCUAUGCUGCUGUAGAAGCGCUCCAAAAGACGACAUGGAUAUUCUCAUCAGCUGACGUCCUGAGAAAACAUGUGGAGAAGAGAGGGAGGAAGGGAACUAGUGACACUGAACAUCAUGCUCAGCGUAAUGCUGCCUGGCUCGGGAACAUUGCGGGUAAAAUGAGACAAAACCCAGGUUAAUGCAUCCAGCGGAGCUCGGCCGACUGAGAUCACACCAAAUGGGUCACUAAUGUUUGGCUCACUAACGUCCAUCAGUCCAGUGUGGAUGCAUGCAUGAUGAGUGGGUCCAAUCAUUGCCCCAUUUGCACAGAGAUGAGGCCAAAGGUUUAUAUUGUUAAUGUAAUGAGAACGGCUGAAUUACCCAAUUGUGCAUUUCCUCAAUUGCAUGAAGAGUAAUAUUAUCCCAGCAGUUUAAGUUGUAAUGUGAGCCAGCACAAAGUGCUGUAGUCGGUAAUUGCUUCCUGGAAUUAUUUACCAAGUUUGUAUGUAAUAAAGUCACGUGACACUUCUAAAUUAUAACCAU